This is a messenger RNA of Solea solea (common sole), 1783 nucleotides long. It is a transcript of the gene c1h1orf35, whose product is annotated as chromosome 1 C1orf35 homolog. The transcript is spliced from 8 exons. Lineage: Eukaryota; Metazoa; Chordata; Actinopteri; Pleuronectiformes; Soleidae. The record is from RefSeq and is a predicted model, not a curated record. The coding region runs from base 373 to 1275 and encodes 300 amino acids.
GAACCCCAGAUUUUUUUUAAAAAAACAAAAGACGGACGCAAAAUACCUGGGCCAAAGUCCAAAGUCUUAAUUUUUUUCGACCGUUGAACAGACUACACAGGCAAGCUUAACUGAAAAAAAAAAAAAAAAAAAAAAAACGAUUCUACAGUAAAAGUCUGGCGCUCCGUCCACAUUUAUAAACGCGACCCAAAAACAGUCCUCAGUUUACUUUCAACUGUCUACUUUCUUCAUCACCAAAGAACUUCCGACCAACGCGGGGAAGUUAUCGCAAAACUUCCCGGAUGAGACCGGCCUGUCUGACCAUCUGCGCUGCUAACGUUAGCUUGCCAAACAACGCACUUCUGUCCAAACUCUAAAAGUGACCAAGUAAAAAUGUUCGGCUCAGCGAGAGCAGGAGGGAUCCGAGGAGGCCAGGACCAGUUCAACUGGGACGACGUGAAAGUCGAUAAACACAGGGAAAAUUAUCUCGGAAACUCAUUGAAGGCACCAGUAGGACGAUGGCAAAAAGGCAAAGAUCUGACAUGGUAUGCAAAAGACAAAAAAGGUGGUGCAGCUCCGUCCAAAGCUGAUGAACUUGCUGCGGUCAAGGCUGCAGAGCAUGAGGCACUGAUGGCUGCACUAGGCCACAAGACUAUAAAGAGACAACCAACUGGGCUGACUAAAGAAGAUCUUGCAGAUGUUUACAGGAGGGAAGGGGCGGAUGGUGAAGAGAAAGAUGUGGAUCGUGUGUCAGGCUUGGGAAGCUCUAGUGCAGGGUCAAGAAAAAUGGUGCUGUCCCAAAAAGAAAAGGAGGCUGCUAAAAUGGGCUUACCAGUUUUUACACACUACAAGACUGAGGGAUGUCUAGAAACCACAGGAACAGCUGAGACUGUAGGAAAACCAGAAUUGGAACAAAGACAUGAGAGCAAAAAGAAAAAGAAAGAAAAGAAGAACAAGAAGGAGAAAAAGAAGAAGGAAAAGAAGAAGAAAAGGGAAAGACGAGACUCGUCCUCCUCAGAUUCGAAUGAUGACAGAAAGAGACACAGAAAGGACCACCACCAUCAUAAUCCAUCAUACCGUAGUCAGAGUGGAGCCAGACCCCAUGACAGCCAUUCAAGGGGGGGAGCAAAAGCCGAGCGAGAGCCCUCCCACCCUUAUCAUCGACAGCGGCAGCAUGACACAGACUCCUCUGAUGGGGGGUCCCCUGUCUCCCGUAACCCUGCCAGCCACAAGAUGGCCCCUGCUGGUGCAGCACAAAGCCACAGGCGGCGCCACGACACAGACUCUGACAACUAAUGUCCCUCCCCCCAAUUCAAAGACGCUUAAUGUGACCAGAACAGCUCUACAGCAACUCAACCAACUCUGAGUCUGAAGACCUCAUUUACCCUUCACAACCAAACAGACUGAGGAGACAGGUUGAAAUGUCGGACAAACAGGCUUUGACCUUAUGUUUUAUUUUUUGCACACAGUUUGAUAGUCAGUUGGUCAUUUGACACUGGGGUGUUUGAUUCAAACACCCAGAACCUCAGUGGUGUCAUAGGUGGUUGAUUUAAAAAAAAAAAAAAAAAAAGUAUUUUUUAAUAAAUUCAUGAGACAAAUAAUUGUAGCCGUAAUAGUUGUACAUUUUUCUUUCCAUGGCUUGCCCUGCUAGCUGUUGAGGAAAUCUGCUAAAUAUGUUUGACUAUAAACAUGGUCACCAUAGGAGCAUUUCUUGUGUGCCAUUUGAUUUUUCUGGAAAAGACCUAAUGCUUAUUGUAUCUUUAGUUUAAAAAUAAAAGAAUAAAAAAUUUGAUAAAAAGUGUCA